UUUGUAAAUUAAAAUUAGUUUUCUCUGUUAAUCGAAAUCCAAAAGAACGACAGAGAUUUUUCACUAACGGAAGAAGGGAGAGAGAUAGCGAGAGUCGAGAGGGAUCUAUUUUUUGUUUCAUUACAACCUUUUAAUCUUCAUGUAGUGUUCUGUACCUUCCCAGAUUAAAUUCUGUUAGCUGCUGUGCUUCGUUGCCGUGUCCCCUGCGUUCUCUCUCUCUCUAGCUCGAUUCAGGUUGAAAGAGAAAAUUAGAGCUGCCUGUAGUUUAUCACAAGAUCCUAAUCUUGCUCUCAUUUCUUAGGGUUUUGAAAUGGCCAGAUCUCUCUCUACUCAUCUCCCUAAUUGACUGUUUAAAGAUUAGUUUUUUUUUCCCAAUUAGAAACAGUAACAUGACGAGUUUAACUGGUUUACACGACACAAGUGAUUCUUAAGCAAAACAAGGAGAGGCUUCUGUUCCUUUUUUUUUUUGGUAGAGAUAUGAUCAAGCAGAUAUUUGGGAAACUACCCAAAAAAACUUCCAAAUCAUCAUCCCAUCCAAACGGAGAAGGCGGCGGCGUUAAUCCACAUCACACCCCUCCUCCAACCUCAAACAGACCCAAUGGCGUUUACGAGCCUCUCCCUAGCUUCAGAGACGUCCCCGCCUCCGAGAAACCCACUCUCUUCAUCAAGAAACUCACCAUGUGCUGCGUCCUCUUCGACUUCACCGACCCUUCCAAGAACCUCCGAGAGAAAGAGACCAAAAGACAGACUCUACUCGACCUCGUCGACUACAUCGCCACCGUCCCCACAAAGUUCACCGACGCCGCGAUGCAGGAGAUCGCAAAACUCGCCGCUAUCAACCUCUUCAGAACGUUUCCCACUGCAGCCAACCACGAGAGCAAAGUCUUGGAAACGCUUGAUGGUAAUGACGACGAGGAGCUUGCUUUAGAGCCAGCCUGGCCUCAUCUCCAGCUCGUCUACGAGCUUCUCCUCAGAUUCGUCGCCUCCUCCAUGACUGACGCCAAGCUUGCGAAGCGAUACGUGGACCACUCCUUCGUCUUGAAGCUCUUGGAGCUCUUUGACUCCGUGGACCAGAGAGAAAGAGAGUAUCUGAAAACCAUCCUCCACCGGAUCUACGGCAAGUUCAUGGUGCAUCGGCCUUUCAUCAGGAAGGCCAUCAACAACAUCUUCUACAGGUUUGUAUUCGAGACCGAGAGGCAUAACGGUAUUGCUGAGUUGCUUGAGAUUCUUGGGAGUAUAAUCAACGGUUUCGCUUUGCCGUUGAAAGAGGAGCAUAAGCUUUUCUUAGUCAGGGCUUUGAUGCCGCUUCAUAGGCCUAAGUGUGCUGCUGCGUAUCAUCAGCAGCUUUGUUAUUGUAUUGUUCAGUUUGUUGAGAAAGACUCCAAGCUUGCUGAUACGGUCGUUAGAGGGCUGCUAAGGUAUUGGCCUGUGACUAAUAGUUCUAAGGAAGUUAUGUUUCUUGGGGAGUUGGAGGAAGUCUUGGAAGGUACUCAAGCAGCUGAGUUUCAAAGGUGUAUGGUUCCUUUGUUCCGUCGAAUCGCUAAAUGCCUCAACAGCUCACAUUUUCAGGUGGCUGAAAGAGCUUUGUUUCUGUGGAACAACGAUCACAUAAGGAACCUGAUUACUCAAAACCUUAAAGUGAUAAUGCCAAUCGUGUUCCCGGCUAUGGAAAGAAACAUGUGUAGCCAUUGGAACCAGACGGUGAAGAAUCUGACUUUGAAUGUGAGGAAAGUAUUGGCGGAGACAGACCAAGCUCUGUUUGAUGAAUGCUUAGCCAAGUUUCAAGAAGAUGAAGCGAGUAAAGCCGAGGUGGCAGCCAAACGAGAAGCAACGUGGAAGCUUUUGGAAGACUUGGCGGCUUCUAAAACCGUAAGCAGCGAGGCAGUGCUGGUCACAAGGUUUACAUCUUCGGUUACUAUCACUACCUCAGGGAAAGCUUCUGGUAGUUGAACACUCUUUCUACUUCUUUGUUUAUCAACAAUGCUUUCAAAAGAUCAAGUAGAGUUGAAUCGAAGGCUGGAUUCAGGGGUUGUUAAAUUGUUUGUUGAUUCUGAUCUCUUUUAAUAUUGUCAGCUCUUAGAGGUGAAAGACCAAUGUCUUGUAAGAAAAAUAUGGUUCUAUAGAUUAUAGUUCUUGAGAGGAAUUUUAUUUGUAUUGUAUUGUGGAAUGAAAGUGAUCUUUAACU
Messenger RNA from Brassica napus (rape), 2185 nucleotides. Its product is annotated as serine/threonine protein phosphatase 2A 59 kDa regulatory subunit B' gamma isoform-like. The coding region runs from base 478 to 1950 and encodes 490 amino acids. Gene Ontology annotation, cellular component: protein phosphatase type 2A complex. The record is from RefSeq and is a predicted model, not a curated record. Gene Ontology annotation, biological process: signal transduction. The transcript is spliced from 3 exons. Gene Ontology annotation, molecular function: protein phosphatase regulator activity. Lineage: Eukaryota; Viridiplantae; Streptophyta; Magnoliopsida; Brassicales; Brassicaceae.